AUGCCUGGCGUGCAGGACGCCGGGUCGCUGGACGCGGCGGUGCAGAGUGCUCUCCAGUCCCUCUACCCGCCCUUCGAAGCCACGGCCCCCACGGUCCUGGGCCAGGUGUUUCGGCUGCUGGAGACCAGCUACCGGGGAGAUGGGCUCCGCUGCCUGCUCCAGUUUCUCAUCCCGGCCAAGCGCCUCUUCGAGCACGUGCGGCAGGCAGCCUGCGCUCCCUACUUUAACUGCAUCUUUCUCCAUGAAGGCUGGCCCUUGUGUCUUCACGAGAAAGUGGUCGUCCACCUCGCGCCGCUCAACCCCCUCCUGCUGCGCCCCGGGGACUUCUACCUGCAAGCGGAGCCCUGCGAGGAGCACUCGGCACGCAUCACCGUCAAACACCUCUCCCACGACCUGCGCACAGUGGAGGAGACGCCCGUCCCCAAGGCCGCCUACGCGCUCCUCUUCACCAACGAGUGGCUGGAGGAGAUCAACGGCGACCGGGCCAGAGCCCCCCUGCACACCUGCCUGGUGGCCACCGAGAACGGCAUUGCCCCGCUGCCGUGGAGCAAGAUUGCCACGCCGGAGUUCAUCGACAAGCCCAAGGCUGGAGCUGACGGCACGCCCGCGGGCGCCCGGCAUGGCCCCGCUCCUGAACCUGCAGCCGAGCCAGCAGCACCCAGUGCGCCCGUGUCCCACGGCACGGCGGACAUCCCAGCGGCCUAUGGCAACGUCGCGGGCACCAUCCUGGGCUGCAAGGUCACCUCUCGGAAGUCGAGCCAGGGAAGGUACCCGGGACUGAUCAAGGUGGACCAGGCUGGGCUGCGGAAGAAGCCGGCCAUGCUGGCCGUGCCCAGCCUCUGUGAGAUCGUCAGCCGGAACCUGGAGGGGGAGUAUGUGGACCUGCUGGAGCUCUCCCAGGAGCAGCUGGACCUCCUGGCCAGGUCCCUGCCGCCCGCCCGCCCGGCGGGGCCGAUGGGGGCCAGGGCGACACUCCCCUGGGCGAACGGGGGGCCAGGGGCAGAUGCCUGGCUCUGCAGCGGGGCGCCGAGCUCGGAGGAGGGUCCCUGCACCCCGUGCCUGGGGAGAAAGCUGAGCCGGGAGCCGGGGCCACAUGGCCCACGGUGCCGCCACCGCGACUCCUACCUGGCCGCGCUACAGAACCCGGUGAGCUUCGGCCCCGGGCUGAUGGCAGCCAUCCUGGAGGAGCCGGACGGCCCCAGCCCCGAGCCACCCCCUGCCACCCCCCAUGAGACCCCUGUGCAUCACGGGAGGGGGGUUAGCAGCCCCACGCUCCUCGCCCGCCAUCCCCGCCGAGCGAGUCCCGGGGUGCAGGUGGAGGCAUUGGCGCGGCAGGGCAGCCCCCGGCUCCCCCCGGGCUCCAGCCACAAGUUCUCCUUCCUGAAGGGCCCGCGACUCGGGGCGGCCCCCGGGGACGAAAGAGCCACCAGCCAGCACGAAGGGGCCUGGAAGAAGAUGUCUGCCAUCUACUCGCCCAGGAUGGGCAGAGCCAAGCCAGCCAGGAAAGGUACGGAUGCGGCAGCCGCUGCCCCUGCAGAGGAACGUCUGGAAAGCACCGGCUGCAAGAACGGUCCCUCCAUGCCUGGCACCGGCACCGCUGGCCGGGAGCCGCCAGCCUGGCAGGACCUGCACACUGGGCUCCUGUGCUCGGGCAUCGUAUGCCUGCCAGGGAGCUCAGACAGGCUGGGCAGGGCCCUCCUCCAGGUGACCACCAGCGGCAGCGCCUGGGGGGCUGCGUGGUGCUCAGCCGCCGAGCUGGCGAGGCUGCUCCUCUACCUCUGCUCCCUCCCCAGGCGAGAAGCGAAGGACGGCGGGCUGACUGUCGUGGUGGAUGCCAGGAAGCAGCCGCCCUCUCCCGUCCUGUUCUCGGCCCUCCGCUCUGUCCAGAGCAUCUCGCCGGGCUGCAUCCAGACCGUGCUGCUGCUGGCCGAGAAGGAGCUGGUCGCCCACCGUGAGAGGCUGCCUGGGGUGCAGGUGGAGACCCUGGCGUCGCUGAAGGCUCUGGGCCGCUACGUCGACAGCUCCCAGCUGACCCAGGAGCUGGACGGUGCCUUCCCCUACUGCCACAGCGAGUGGGUUCAAUUCUUCCAGAAACUGCAUCCCUUCACGGCCAGCCUCAGGCAGGCAUCGGAGCUGCUGCAGAGCUGCAUCCAGGAGCUGCGGAGCGCCGACGCGCUGGCGGGGACGCAGGAUGCGGCCGCGUGCAUCGGGAGGCACCAGGAGCUGAUGCGGAGGGUGCUGAGCAACCCACAGCUGGUGUGCGUGCAGCGCGACGGGGGGGCCGUGCUGGCCAGGCUGCGCAGGGAGGCCACCCGGCUCAGCGCCUCGGCCGACGUCAGGACCAGCAUGGAGUCAGCCGAGGGGCUGUACAGCCAGCUGGAGGAAGAGCUUCACGACCUGGUGUCCCAGUCCAACAGCUGCCUGGAGCGCCUGGAGUUCCUCCAAAAGGUCCGGGAGCUUGAGGCUGAGUUCGGCAAGCUGGGGUGCUGGCUGGACGGGGAGGCAGCGGCGCGGCUGCAGGAGAUGGGUGCCGAGGAGUGGAGCCCCAACAGCUUCCAGGGCUCUGCCGAGCAGUUUAACGAGUUCCUCGUCCUGGCAACAGCUCAGUACCGGCACGGCCUGGCCCUGUGUCAGGAGGCGGCUGAGGUCCGAAACACGGCUUUCCCGGAGGCAGACCCCUUCCAGGUGGCUGCAGCCCUUUUCCGGACGAAGCUGAUGAGCUUCUCCAGGCAGGUGGAGCGGCGGCAGGCUGAGCGGGAGCUGCUGCGGGAGCUCAGCCAGUUCUCCAGCAAGAUCACGGGGCUGAAGCUGGACUGCGGGCAGUGCUCAGGCCGGGUGAAGCACGGGGAGGGCCAGGCACUGCAGUGCCUGCAGAGCUCCUUCCAGAAGCUGUCAGUGGAGUUCGCCCUGGAGAGGCUGCAGGAGAUGAAGGCUCAGGUGCGCAGGAUGCAGAGCAGCCAAGGGCUAGCAGCCUGGACCGAGGCACAGCGCAAGUACCAGGAGACCCGGCAGAUCCUGGAGGAGAUGCUGGCAGAGCUGCAGGAGGCCUGGGGAGCGCAAGCCGAUGGGCAGGGAGACUCCUUCAGCCCCCCCGGCUCAGGGUCUGCAGCCCCUUGCAAGGAAGCCCCAGUCUGCAAAGCAACUGCCAGCCCCGAGCCAGUGGUGUUGGGGAGCCGGGGGGUGGCGGAGCAGCCGGAGCCCAGCACCGGGGGGCUGGCACAGCCCCGGGGACCAGGACAGCCCCAGGCCAGCAGCGUUCCCGGCCCCGUGCUGGGUGCGGAGCCGAGCUCCCCGCAGCCCCGCUGCCAGCAGGGGCCGGAGGGUGACCGUGCCUUUCACCGCCACAUCUCUGCUGAUGCCUCCCUCCCAAAACCCGAGAGCGGAGCCUGCCUGGGAGCUGCAGGACACCUUGUCCAGGAGCGCAGCCAGCCCCUUCAGAGGCAUCCCUUCACCCUGCCUCCCCGGGCGCGUUUUCCAGGUGCUGACCCGUCGUGUCCCACCACUGUGCCCCACGGGACUGUGUCAGCCCCCGGCACGCACGGUCCACCUGCAGAUAAGCGGGCAGAAGCCACCCAGUACUUCCAGGUCUCCAGCCAGAGCAGUUUCUCCUCUGAAGACUCAGACUCUCAGAACUCCACCGAAGAAGCCCCAGCAGCGAGCCUGGCUUUGCCCCGGGACUUCCAGAGUCCCAGACCACCUUGCCCCUCCGAAAAGCCCCCCCAGAUUGUUUACCUGGAGAACCACCACACCGAGAGUCCAGCUAAAGCAAAUGCCAAGUAAAACCAGUCCCUUCCAGUUAGGGGCUGUUUCCGUCCAGUUGUGGAAGUCUCGAUUACCAACUGGACGGAACGUCCCAUGCUCGGAGGUGGGACACUGGGACCCGUUGCCCAACCCUCGGUCCCAGAAUCCUUCAGUUCCCCGUACUUAGCACUCACCCCGCUGUGGAACAGCAGUAACCCCAUCACCAGCCUCACGAGGUUCGUUAACAAUCUAGGUGUGUUGCAAUCCUCGCCUAAAGUGCAUUUAUCCCUACAAGCGCCAGUUUUGCCUCAGGACAGCGGUGAAGGUUCCCGCAGUCAGCAGCCAUGCUCGGAGCAUCCCAUGGGAGAGCAAACCUGUGCCGAGGUGUUUCUGCCCGCCGGCCUUGCCGCGCUCCCCCCUCUGCCGGGCGGUUUUACCGACCCCUGCGCUGCUGCUGCAGCCCUGGCCAAGUGACAAUGAAGGACGGGCAUAUUGUUCGCGUGCACUCGUUAAUAUGGGACUAACGUUAUUAAUGUUAAUAAA
Molecule: messenger RNA, 4284 nt
Organism: Gymnogyps californianus (California condor)
Lineage: Eukaryota; Metazoa; Chordata; Aves; Accipitriformes; Cathartidae
Product: KIAA1755 ortholog
Source: RefSeq, a predicted model, not a curated record